Sungouiella intermedia is the source of this 906-nucleotide messenger RNA. NCBI's taxonomy places the organism in Eukaryota, Fungi, Ascomycota, Pichiomycetes, Serinales, Metschnikowiaceae. The record is from the annotation of a GenBank genome assembly.
AUGGGAAAAGCUAGCAAAGACAAGAGAGACCUCUACUAUAGAAGGGCCAAGGAAGAAGGCUGGAGAGCUCGUUCCGCAUUCAAACUUCUCCAAAUAAAUGAGCAGUUCAACAUCUUCGAUGGUGUGAGUAAAGUGGUGGACCUCUGUGCUGCUCCGGGUUCUUGGUCUCAAGUGCUCAGCAGGGAAUUGAACAAGAAUCAGGAAGAAAAAACGGCGAAAAUCGUGGCGGUGGACUUACAGCCCAUGGUUCCAAUCGACGGUGUCACAUGUCUUCAAGCUGAUAUCACCCACCCAAAAACGUUGCAGAGAAUCUUGGAUAUCUUUGGUGGUGAAAGUGCAGACUUCGUCUGUAGUGACGGCGCUCCAGACGUCACAGGACUCCAUGAUCUUGACGAAUACAUUCAGGCACAAUUGAUCUUGGCUGCUCUUCAACUUACUACCUGUAUUCUCCGGCCCGGAGGAACGUUUGUGGCUAAAAUCUUCAGGGGCAGAGACAUCGACCUCCUCUACAGUCAGCUUGGAUAUCUUUUCGAUAGAGUGGUAUGUGCAAAGCCCCGCUCAUCUCGUGGAACAUCGUUAGAAGCGUUUAUUGUGUGUUUGGGAUACCGUCCGCGUCCAGACUGGAACCCCAAACUAGAGCUCAAUAUGUCUACUGAAGAAUUCUUCGAGCACGCAGGCAUCGGCAAGAGUUACAUCCAAGAGGAGAUGGAAUUGCCCGAGCUCGAAGAGAGAGCAAUUGCAAAAUUCAUUUCAUGUGGAGACUUAAACGACGGAGAUUCGGAUGCAACAUACACCUUGAACUCUACAGAGGAGAAGCGUAAUCUUCAACCCGUCCAAUUGCCAACAGCCCCACCUUACAAAAAGGCAUUGGAAAUGAAGAGAAAGGGAGACUUGGUUAGAAGAUAA